Molecule: messenger RNA, 820 nt
Organism: Diabrotica balteata
Lineage: Eukaryota; Metazoa; Arthropoda; Insecta; Coleoptera; Chrysomelidae
Source: the annotation of a GenBank genome assembly
AGUACUUUUGGUUGUUCAUUUUAAUGUUGUGUUUAAUAAAUUAUUUCCUCUGUAAUUUUCCGGAAGAGAUAUAAUUAUAUCGACGGAUUUUAACAUUAUUAAUCUUUAUACCCUUUAUUAAAUAACUACUUAAUUUAAAUAUUUUUGUAUAUUAUACUAAUUUUGGUUUUCUUUUCAGAUGUCAGUGACAGAAUACCUAAAUAGACCAAACGUCCCACGAAAUAUAGUGUUCCUCGGAUAUCAAAUUCCUAACUGGUUUUACAACUUCUACUGCACCUUCGGUAUCUUCGCUUUCGGGGCAGCUUGUUCGCAGCUAACUACUGACGUCUUGAAGUACACAGUGGGCAGACUGAGACCUCAUUUUAUAACAGUGUGUGCUCCAAACGUUUGCAAUGGUUCCUUCAUUCCUUACAAAUAUUAUGAGAACUUUACUUGUACAAAUCCGUUAUAUAUUAACGACAAGAGAAUCAUGAAGGAAAUGAGGCUUUCGUUUCCGUCUGGACAUUCCUCUUUCUCGAUGUAUACGAUGCUAUAUUUUGCAAUAUAUCUUCAAAGACGCAUGACCUGGGAUGGCUCAAAGCUUCUUAAACACACCCUUCAAUUUUUGGCAGUUCUUUCGUCCCUAUUUACAGCUAUGACGCGAGUGUCUGACUACAAGCAUCACUGGAGUGAUGUACUAUGCGGUCUAACAUUAGGUGCAACAGUUGCAAUAAUAACAGCAAAGUUUUUCUCAAACUUAUUCAGUCCGAUUAAGGAAUUCAAGAAACCGGAACCAUCUGAACUGAGCGCCUUGAACGGCAACAAUAGGACCCAUGUCUAA